UCAAUUUUGAUAACGCAUAGUAGCUAAUAUAAAUUGAACUUUUGUGUUUCGAAUAAGUAUUACUUUUUGAAAAGUAACCAUGUCUAUUAUUAAUUAUACUUAUUAUGAUACUCCUGAUGGUCACGAUUUAGUAAAAAAAUUAUUUUAUACCAAUAAAAAAGUAUCUAUUAUAGGAUUUGGCCUAGCAACAUCCGAAAUUAUUCUUGUAAGCAAGCCUAAAGGAUAUUUGGAAACACUAAUAAGAUAUAACAAGUUAAUGACGCCUAUGUUUGCUGCAACAUCAGCUUUUUGUAUUUCAACUUACUGUGCUACUCAUAUACGAGAAAAAGAUGAUGUGUUUAACUAUGCGAUUGGUGGAUUUACUGCUGGAGCAUUAAUGGGUCCUUUUACAAAAUAUUAUUUAGUAUCUGUAUGGCUUGGAAUAGGAUGUGGUUUAUUUGGAAUGGUCUACAAGGAUUGUAAAAUGAGAAAUAUUGAACUAAUGCCCACAUUUCCUGCAGUUCGGCAUCAGAAACAUGGUGACUUUAGAACUCCCUACCGAAAUUGGACUCUGUAUGAAGAUCGACCCAAAGGAUGGGUAGCUGCUGAAGAACGUGCUCAAUAAAAAUAAAAAUUUCUUAAUUGAGUAAAUAAUGUUACAAGUUUUUGAAAUGAGGAAAUAACCUAAAAAAAAUAUCUUAAAAGUAAAAAGAACUAGCUAAAAAAAGACCAACAGGCUCAAUAACUAUCAACUAAACAUUUUGUGUAUACUUAUUUACUAUAAAAUUGUUUAAUAAUAAUAAGAAUGGAUUUUAUUUUAUCU
This is a messenger RNA of Daktulosphaira vitifoliae (grape phylloxera), 802 nucleotides long. RefSeq lists its product as uncharacterized. The record is from RefSeq and is a predicted model, not a curated record. Gene Ontology annotation, biological process: mitochondrial respiratory chain complex I assembly. Lineage: Eukaryota; Metazoa; Arthropoda; Insecta; Hemiptera; Phylloxeridae. The transcript is spliced from 3 exons. The coding region runs from base 80 to 604 and encodes 174 amino acids.